UACGCUCUGCACGUCUACAACGAGGUGAUGUCAGUGGGUCAGAAGUACGGGAUUCGUAACGCCGGUUACUAUGCGCUUCGCAGCCUGCGCAUCGAGAAAUUCUUCGCCUUCUGGGGUCAGGACCUCGACGCCUUCACCACGCCGCUGGAGUGUGGACGAGAGUUCCGGGUUAAAUUUGACACGGACACGGAUUUCCUCGGUCGCGAGGCCUUGCUGCAGCAGCGUCAGGACGGCGUGUCCCGGCGGUUCGUCAUGCUGGUUCUGGAGGACCACGACACGGAGCUGGACCUGUGGCCGUGGUGGGGCGAGCCCAUCUACUGCAACGGCCAGCUGGCGGGGACGACCACCAGCAGCGCCUACAGCUACACCCUGGAGCGCCACGUCUGCCUCGGCUUCGUCUCGCCGCCUUUCGGUCCAGAGGGGCUCCCCACGCCCAUCACCCCGGACUUCAUCAACCGCGGGGACUACGAGGUGGACAUCGCCGGCCAGCGCUACCCUGCCAAAGCCAAACUGUACCCCUUCAGCUCGCUCUUCACGCAGCAGAAACGCCGCAAGGACGAUCUGGAGAUAGGCAACCUGCAGGGGAAGUGAACUUCACCGGGACACUCCUUCAGUCACCAAAUCCACUCCUGCUGUUACCUCGCAGUGCCGACUUCUCAUCCCCGGUCUCGCCCUUCACCUGAGGGGCUGUGUGCACAAUCACUCCGAGUCCCUCUUUAUAUUUAACUUCCACGACGCCUCUCCCUCGUUCAAAGUGCAAUAUUUAAGAAGCACCAAAUUCUUGAGCCGCAUAACGUACAAGAGCUCCUGUUUUUCAUCCGACUCUGCAGUUCUUCUUCUUCUUCGGCUCUCCUCUGCGUCGUACUGAACGACUCGACGGCUGCUCGCUGAGACGGUCUGAAGUUAAGUGCCUUUGUGAAGGCAACGUCACCUUUAUCUGUUCAGGACUCCUUUUUGUUUCACUUUGUUCACUUUAACCCACUGAGAAUCGACAAUCUUCUCCUGAUGUGGAACGGCCACUUUGAUGCUCCGUCUCCGCGGAGCCUGAAGGCGUUUGAGUGAAAAACGUUCUUUAAUGCUAACGCCCAAACACUAGAUAUAAUCUGCAACAUCAAAUUGUACAUUUGCUUCUGUAAAGAAUAUGAGUGGUUAGAUGAAUGCAGAUCCUUUAUACGCUCUCUUAUAUCAACUCCACUGCAGUAUCCUAAACGGUGAGGGAACAUAUCGUACUCAGAGGGAUAAAAAUCAUCAUCAGGCUGAUUAGCAUACGAGCUAACGUUUGUUUUGUGUCUAGUCAUCGCUCCUCCUCGUGUCCCGUUAACAAGGCUCCUCUUCUAAAAGCUUAAGAGGAAAUUCAGUGUCUUUACCCUCCGCUUUAACCUGUUCUGUUGUCUGAUGUGUGUAGAGUUUGUCUGUGAUGCAUUAUGGGUAAUGUAGUCCAACUUUUCUUUUUUUGGUUUGAGGUCACUUUGAGGCUGUUUGGAUGCUUCAGUUUCGUUUGAUGGGUGUGUCGUUGGACGUGUUGAUGAUGUAAAGGUGAAGAGUGGGAUUGCCCGUGACCCCCCCCCCAUGUUAUAUCUCACCUGCAUGUUUAGAGUUCUACCUUUUAAUUGUGAUUAGAAAUAAAUUAAUGUAUUUUUGUACA
Labrus bergylta (ballan wrasse) is the source of this 1645-nucleotide messenger RNA. The record is from RefSeq and is a predicted model, not a curated record. NCBI's taxonomy places the organism in Eukaryota, Metazoa, Chordata, Actinopteri, Labriformes, Labridae.